Molecule: messenger RNA, 1389 nt
Organism: Debaryomyces tyrocola
Lineage: Eukaryota; Fungi; Ascomycota; Pichiomycetes; Serinales; Debaryomycetaceae
Source: the annotation of a GenBank genome assembly
AUGUCUUCUAUGAACUUUGAGUCGAUGAAUUGGUCGCCUUCGACCAUUCCGACUUCUACCACCUUACGAUCAGUUGCUGCAACUAAAAGUUCGGGUUUGAUCGAAACGUUAACAUCUGCCACGGCAAGAAUUCAUACCGCCACUGCUAAACCAGAAUUAAUUUCUUUAUCCCGAAAUAUCAGGGGAGCUGAAGCUUCAUUGUCCAUUCUUCAAGCAGAAGGAGAGAUAGCAACUGCUACAGAUAAUUCAGUCAAGAGUAUGGCUACACAAGCAAUCUUCAAUGCAACAUUGAAUUUGAAAGAUUUGGAAUGGGAAGAGAAUGUUUAUUCCAUGCGCAGUUUGAGUCGUCCUGCUAAUAUUAUAUACCUUACGAUAUUUAUCAUAACCUUUUUGUAUUUUACGCUCAUGAUCUGGAAGUCAAGAUUCCAUUGGUUUAAUGUUGCAUUUUUCUGUGGGAUAGGAUUAGAAUUUGCAGGAUUCAUCGGGAGAGUGAUGUCAUUCUCGGAUAUGACAGAUAUGAACUACUACAUCUUGCAAUUGGUUUGUCUUACUAUUGCCCCAGCAUUCAUCAUGGGUGGUAUAUACUACUUGUUUGCGCAAAUGGUUGUAGUAUACGGAAGAGAAUAUUCAAUUUUGCGCCCAAUGUGGUAUUCCUACAUUUUCAUUACGUGCGAUGUUCUAUCGUUAAUCAUUCAAGCUGGUGGAGGUGGUGCAGCUUCUUAUGCAUCGAAUAAUUUUGAAGAUGCUAGACCAGGUUCGUAUGUUAUGAUCGCAGGUAUUGCAUUUCAAGUUUUUGCAAUGUCAUUUUUCUUAUUAUUCUGGUUCCACUUCAUUUUUCAGACAUUUUUCAAGCAUAGGCCCUUGAAAAAUGAAACUUCUAACGAUGAAAGUAAAUAUGAUCCUGUCUUGAAUAAUGUAUCUGUUGGGAAUUUCGUCAAGAUGUUGUUCAAUACAAAGUCGGCUUAUGCUUAUAGAACGAAAUAUUUGGAACCUUAUUAUAAUCCCCAAUUUGCUAAAAUUCGUACUAGAAAACUUUUCUAUUGGUUUCCUUUAGCCAUGACUAUUGCCGUGGUAUCAGUCUAUAUUCGUUGUAUUUAUAGAGUGGUUGAGUUGGCUCAAGGUUUCAGUGGUUAUCUUAUUACACACGAAGUAUAUAUCAUGGUCUUGGACGCCUUAAUGAUUGCAAUUACUGCUAUAGUUUUUGUUCCUUUCCAUCCAGUCCUUGUAUUCGGUGCAAAGAAUAGAAUUAGAUUGGCUGCAAUUAAAAAGAACUUGGAUGAAGCCAACGAUAAUACCGCUGACACCGCCGACAAUAAUACUGCCGACGAUAAUACUGCAUACGUAUCUGCUAAAGGCUCGAUAAAGGAGGAGAAUAGUGAUUCAUAUUAA